This is a messenger RNA of Scomber scombrus (Atlantic mackerel), 2697 nucleotides long. RefSeq names its product doublecortin-like kinase 3 (gene dclk3). Lineage: Eukaryota; Metazoa; Chordata; Actinopteri; Scombriformes; Scombridae. Bases 1 to 2697 code for a protein of 898 amino acids. Gene Ontology annotation, biological process: intracellular signal transduction; protein phosphorylation. The transcript has 6 exons. The record is from RefSeq and is a predicted model, not a curated record. Gene Ontology annotation, molecular function: protein kinase activity; ATP binding.
AUGGAGAAGGCUUUCAAUAACCCAACUCCUGCUCCUCCAUUCUUCCUCAUGCCUAUCCCGGCUUCAGUGCCUCCUGCCUCCUUGUUGAAGCGUUCUGGUGGGGCACCCCAGCCGUGGCCCAUCCACCCCCAUCCUACGGGACCGAUCAACAGGACCCACUGCCCCCCUCCUCACCUGCCUCUCUUCCAUACCCGUCAUGCAGAGGAAAGUGCCGAGCGGCCCCAUCUGGUCACCAUCGUCCGCCCCUGUGGUCAAAGUACACUGCGGAAGGUAACGGUGCUUUUAAACCGUAGGGGUGUGGUGUCCUUCGAACAACUGCUAUUGGAUAUCUCUGAAGCGUUGGGAUUUCCUCGCUGGCACAGGGCCAGAGUCACACGCUUGUACACAUCUUAUGCCAUAGAGGUUAAAGGUGUGUGCGACUUCUUUCGUGGUGAUGUGGCUUUUGUGGCAUUGGGAAAGGCUCGUCCAGAGCUGAGCAGUGUGCAGGAGGCGCUGGAGGAGCUGUUUCCUGAACAUUCCAGCUACCGAGCCGAAGCACUGCUGGUCUGGGAGAAGAAACUCCGGCCAGCGCCAGAUAAAGCAGCUAAAGCCGACAGCGGGUACAGUGAGGGGACAGACAGCAGCGGGACACACGAUGAUACAAAUAGACAAAUCAAGAAUCAGACCAGUACACACACUCCUCGCUUUGCAGACAAACACCAGGCAGAAAAUCGUAAUUCAGACACUCAGAAGUCACAUAAAAAGAAUAUGUGCAGAAAACUUGCUCGCCUUCCAAACCAUCUGCAGAAGCUCUGUGUGAGGGGCGGUAUCAGAGAGCCACAGCCAUCCAUCAUUGGUCCAUUCAAACAUGAAGGUCUUAGAGAAGCAGACAUACCCUCUCCUACACUGUGUGAAAACUGCUUGGCAAGAAGAACUAAACAUCAGGGUCCAGAACGGAUCGAUCCACUCUCUGGGAGGGUCCCUCUUCCUCCUGUGUUGAGGAAACAAAAAGGAAGUUCAUCUAUUGUGGAGGAUGUGAGAAAAUUAGACAUUCAUAUCAGCCCUCCACCUCCUCAGCCAACCUGCAGAGUUGAGGAGAGGAAUCUUCCCCAGUUACAACUAUUAAAUCCACUUCCAGGAGUGGGUGCAGAGAGGACAACCUUUGACCUUCCCUCAGAUGACAGUGAAGUCACUUUGUUAGAUAUCGAGCGUUGCUAUGAAAUUGGACGUGUGGUUGGAGAUGGAAACUUUGCGGUGGUGCGAGAGUGCCGCCGUCGUGACAACAAUCAAACCCUCGCUGUGAAGAUUGUGGAGCGCUCCAAGCUCGUUGGUCGAGAGCACAUGAUGCAGAAUGAGCUGAGUCUUCUGGGUAGCCUGUGUCACCCUCACAUAGUGCGUCUGUUGGCGCACCAUCACACACACACUCACUCCUACCUGGUCAUGGAGCUGGUGAGUGGGGGGGAUCUGUUUGAGGCCAUCAGUGAGAUUGGGAAGUUUUCAGAAGCGGAGGCAGGACUGAUGGUGUCAGAUGUGAGCGAAGCGCUAAAUUACAUCCACUGCAAGAGCAUCGUCCACCGAGACCUCAAACCAGAGAACCUGCUGAUAGAGCGUGUUGCUGCUGGCAUCUGUCGGCUGAAGCUGGGAGACUUUGGUCUUGCCAUGGUUGUGACUGAGCCAGUCUUUACUAUAUGUGGCACGCCCACAUAUGUAGCCCCGGAGAUUCUCUCUGAAACAGGUUACGGGGUAGCUGUGGACAUAUGGGCACUGGGUGUUAUUCUCUACAUCCUGCUAUGUGGCUUCCCCCCAUUUCGCAGUCGGGAUCGAGACCAGGAAGAACUGUUCCAGCUAAUAAAACAAGGACAGCUCCACUUCCUGCCCCCCUAUUGGGACCCCAUCUCAGAGGAAGCCAGAUGCCUUGUUCGAGCUCUGCUUCAGUCAGAUCCCACAGUGCGGCUAACAGCUGAGCAGACCCUGCUGCAUCCUUGGGUGAAGGCAAUGGCUUCAAUUUGCAGGCAGAGGGCGCUCACAGACAAUCCUGAGAACACAGUACAUCCUGGAGUAGAACCAGAGAGAGUCCAGAGACCAGCUCAGAUCAACGUGGAAGAAGGAGCAACAGACAAAAGACACACCAGCAGCGAAGUGUUGCCCACACACAAAGUGGAGCUAAGCAGACACUAUGAAGGACAAGCUGAGAUGAGCACAGGAAGAAGAAAAGAGGAGAAUAUACCUCCACAGCAGCUAUUAAUAGAGAUAAGUACAGUCCAGAGCGUCUCUCCACAGAUCAAAGUACACACACCUUCAGAGGCCACACCUGGACACCAGAAACUCGAGAGCAGCUCUACAGACUCACCGAGGAAGCUAGUUAUUCAGCAUUCAGGUCUGAAUCUGUCAAACACAGACUGUGACUCCAUCAGCCCAACCAGCCCGAGUCAGCUAAAUGCCCCUGCAGCCCAAACUGAAACAGUUUUGACUGAAACACACCAAUCAACACAAAAAAGCCAACUGCAGACACCUAAUUUACAACCUCCAGCCACAGUGGGUCACUCAACACAACAUCAUCCAUCCUUCCACCCAGCAGCCACUUCUUCAACUCAUUUCCUCCAUCAGCAAAACUUCACCUCUCCACUGAACAAUCCUACCACAGCCACCACCCAAAACCACUCAGCCGAAAACCACGACGAUCUGACCACUGACACCACAAUCAACCACUCGCACUGA